GUUUUGGUAGAAUUAUGAAAGAUGCCCAAAUUUGCACAAAUAGUAAUGGGACCUGCAGGCAGCGGAAAGAGCACAUAUUGUGCAAUGCUGGAGGAACACUUCAGAGCAUUAAAAAGGCGAUGUUUUAUUGUCAACUUUGAUCCUGCAGCUGAGAAUUUUAAAUAUUCUGUGACUGUUGAUGUUCGGGAGCUGGUUCAGCUAGAGGAUGUUAUGGAAGAUGAUGAUCUUAAGUUUGGACCUAACGGAGGACUUAUCUUUUGCAUGGAAUAUGUCAUGAAGAACUUGGAGUGGCUGAGGGAUAAUCUGGAGGCUCAGGAUGAUGAUUAUUUUAUUUUUGAUUGUCCAGGUCAAAUUGAGCUGUACACUCACCUGCCAGCAAUGAAACAACUCACUGAGACGUUGCAAUCCUGGGAUUUCCGGAUUUGCGGAGUGUUUUUAGUAGAUGCUCAAUUUUUGGGUGAUCCAAGUAAGUUUGUAUCCGGUGUUCUCUCAUCAUUAUCCUGCAUGGUGAAUUUGGAAAUACCACACAUAAGUAUCAUGUCUAAACUUGACCUAUUGCCCAAGCGCUCAAAGAAACAAAUUAGAAAAUACCUCGACCCAGACAUGAUAGCAAUUGCAGACUCUGAGGAGUCUCAAUCAUCAUACCAUAGCAGGAAAUUUAGUAACCUGACCCGCGUAAUAUGUGAACUAAUUGAUGAUUACGGCAUGGUCCGAUUUUUACCACUGGAUCGUUCCGAUGAAGACUCUAUUGAUAUAAUACUCCAAAAUAUUGACAUGUCUCUUCAAUAUGGGGAGGAUCUGGAGGUCCAGGAUAAGGAUUUUGAUCAGGAUUUACCGGAAUCCACAGAAUAACUAUUUUGUCUGUGUUAACUUGCACUGCCAAGUAUGUUUUAUUGGUUUUAAUCAGAUCAAUGUCUCAUAUUCAUUAAUUUACUGUUAACAACACAUGAAAUUAAUUAAACUUCACAAGUUUAAGUAGCCAACCACAAGUUUAAUUACUAACUAAAACUGUUUGAUUGAUGCUUCAGGUAAUAAUCACCAGUACCCAAACC
Ciona intestinalis (vase tunicate) is the source of this 1052-nucleotide messenger RNA. RefSeq names its product GPN-loop GTPase 3. Gene Ontology annotation, molecular function: GTPase activity. The record is from RefSeq and is a predicted model, not a curated record. NCBI's taxonomy places the organism in Eukaryota, Metazoa, Chordata, Ascidiacea, Phlebobranchia, Cionidae.